Molecule: messenger RNA, 2137 nt
Organism: Leguminivora glycinivorella
Lineage: Eukaryota; Metazoa; Arthropoda; Insecta; Lepidoptera; Tortricidae
Product: keratin, type I cytoskeletal 9-like
Exons: 3
Coding region: 124-906 (260 amino acids)
Source: RefSeq, a predicted model, not a curated record
CGCAGUGGGUUUUCUGAAGGCUACGGCGCGUGCCGCAUGCCAACUCUGCCGCUGACCUCGCGCGACCCUAUUAAAACAAGAAAACAUCACUGAUCGGACAUAUUGUCUCCGGUAUCCUCAGCAAUGAAGUUCAUCUGUUCGUGUUUGUGUGUCGCGGUUGCGUUGGGCGGCGCCGCGGCCGCGCCAGCCAGCGGGUUCGUGUUCCCAGACGAAAGGCGGCGGGAGAAAAAACUGGAGCCGGUCAUCACACCUCCUGUUCUACCUUAUAUAGAGCAUUUGGAGCGUGACCCUAGCACGCUGCUUCCCAACGAGACGAAGGGAAGGAACGUGCCGUCUGAUUCAGUAAAGCCUCGGUUUGGAUUCGGAGGAGGUUUCAACGUGGCGCCGACGGGGCACGGCGGCCUGUCGGCAAGCAUCAGCAGCAGCGCCAACGGCCUCGGCGCCAGCCACUCGGCGUCACAGUCGUUCUCGUUCGGGUUUAAUGAAGGGUUUAGUGCAUCGCAUUCCGCUAGCCAAGCCUCCUCAUUUAAUGGAUUUGGCGGCGGUUUCGGCGGCAGUCAGGCCAGCAGCCAAGCGGCCUCGUUCGGCGGUUCCGGCGGUUCCCUAUCCGGCGCGGCAUCAUCAGCUUCUUCGUUCGGUGGCCAUGGAGGCUCCGGCAGUCAGAGCGCUUCGCAGGCCUUUGGUUUCAACGGUCUGAACUCGCUGGGCGGAUUCCAGCCUCAUGAGGCAACCUUUGGCGAGGGUUUAUUGGACGUGAGGCACCGAGGGAUUCCCGACUUCCCCUUCCCAGAAUUCAUUAGCAGGAACGGGAGAGGCAAAGGCGUCAGUGCUGCUAGCUUCAGAAAAUCCAGGCCUUUGAGUACCGAUAGCGACGAUUUUCUGGCAGUUCUAGUCUCUAACAGUUAAACACAAAUAUUAGUAUUUAAGAAUAUUAGUUCGUUUUUAAAAAUGUCAUUUUUACCAGGCAUGCAAGUAUGGUCGCGUGAUAAAUGAUAAAACAUGUUUAUCGCGCGACCAUGGUUGCCCGGCAGGUUUAUACAAACUGGUGGUCUUCAUAAUCAUAGAAACGCUCGCGUAAACCUGGCAAGAGCUCUAAAAUAUUCUUAAUUAUAGGCAAAUCAAAAUUUUGUUUAAAACAGCUAGUAUAAAACAAAAUAAUAUAUCUACAUGUACUUGUAUGCAAAAUGUGCAAUAAAUGCCUCAGUCAAUACAUAAUGUGGCAACAUGUCCAAACACAUAAACAUAAUUUAUGUAUACAUUACAUAUGCUUAGCAAUUAGCUUCAAGAGAAUACAUAAAUCGUGAAUUUUGAAAUGCAACAUGCUUGAGUUAAGACCAUUGCCACAUGAAAGUUGGCGAUUCUGCAUUGAGUAUUAACAUUGUGCACAUGCUAACUAAUACUAAUUGAGCAAUAGGUACCACAGAAUAAAUAAUAAGUACUAAUACAAGCGCACAGGAAAUACACUUUCUUACAACAGAAAUUUGACAGCGGUUCAGGGUCGAACCGUGUUGUCCUUCUAAUGCAUGACACUCUAUACCUUUAGUGCGUUUUCACGUUAUCCGAUCCGAUAUCGGAUGUCAAACCGAUAUCCCAUACAUUUAUGCCGCCAUCUUUGAUUUUUACCUUUGAAAUCCUUCCGACUUCCGAUAUCGGAUCGGAUAGUGUGAAAACGCACUUAGGCUAUUCAGGGUUGUCAAAAAUCAAUUAAUAAUCUUAACUGUGGUAGCUGGUAGCGCACGCACUGGUGGUGUGGUCACCCCAAUAGUGUACCUACCUACCCCUACAACCCUAAUAACUUCUCGUAGCAAUGCUAAGCCGAGCGAAUCCGAAAUCGCCCGAAAGGCACAGUUUCCCAAUUGGCAUUAUACCAUUGCCAAAAUAAUAAUAUUAAAUUAAUUUGCAUUAUUUGACUAGAAUGGGCAAUUAUGAAAAAUAUUUCUAAAUAUUUAAACUUACAUACGUAAGAAAUUGUUCAUUUCCCAAAGCAUACUCUGUAUUUAGCUCUCUUGUAUUAUGUAAUUAAUUAAGAUCAACAUUUUGUACAUAAAAUUGUUAAAGUUUAUAAUUACUCUUAGUACAAAAUGUUAAUAAGAAAUCGUUAUUAUUUAUUUUAGAAAUAAAUGAAAUAAGUAAUCUG